Molecule: messenger RNA, 2571 nt
Organism: Mercurialis annua (annual mercury)
Lineage: Eukaryota; Viridiplantae; Streptophyta; Magnoliopsida; Malpighiales; Euphorbiaceae
Product: boron transporter 4-like
Exons: 14
Coding region: 152-2152 (666 amino acids)
Biological process (GO): monoatomic anion transport; monoatomic ion homeostasis; transmembrane transport
Cellular component (GO): plasma membrane
Molecular function (GO): solute:inorganic anion antiporter activity
Source: RefSeq, a predicted model, not a curated record
GAGAAUUAGUUCUGAGCUACACCAUUCACAUUUCAGUCUUCAGUUACAUAUUUUUUCUUACGCUGCAUUUUCCACCGCAAUUCCCGCAAGAAAAUUCCGGCUGCUAGGGAGGAAAAACAGAACCUUCACUGCCUUGUAAUAUUUCAAGUAAAUGGAGCACUUGAAAACUCCGUUUAGAGGCAUCAUUAAAGAUGUUAGAGGAAGGGCAUUUUUUUACAAACAAGAUUGGAUUGCUGGGAUUUGUUCAGGAUUCAGAAUAUUAGCACCUACAACUUAUAUUUUCUUUGCUUCUGCUCUUCCUGUUAUUGCCUUUGGUGAACAACUUAGUAGAGACACAGAUGGAAGCUUGAGCACAGUAGAAACAUUAGCUUCGACAGCUUUAUGUGGGAUUAUACACUCAAUUCUUGGUGGACAGCCUCUUUUGAUAUUAGGAGUUGCAGAACCUACUAUUAUCAUGUACACUUAUUUGUACAACUUUGCUAAAGGAAGAGAAGAUUUGGGACAAAAGCUCUUCUUAGCUUGGGCUGGAUGGGUAUGUGUCUGGACAGCUCUUCUGCUAAUCCUUCUUGCUGUAUUCAAUGCUUGCACCAUAAUAAACAGGUUCACAAGGGUUGCAGGGGAACUUUUCGGCAUGUUGAUUGCUGUUCUGUUCAUUCAAGAGGCAAUUAAAGGAAUGGUGAGCGAGUUUGAAAUUCCAAAACUUCAAGAUCCAAAGUUAGAGAAAUAUCAAUUUCAAUGGCUUUACACAAAUGGAUUGUUGGGCAUAAUUUUCACCUUUGGCCUGCUAUACACUGCCUUAAAAAGCAGAAAGGCAAGAUCCUGGUGGUACGGCACAGGAUUGUUUAGAAGCUUGAUUGCAGACUAUGGAGUCCCAUUAAUGGUUGUGGUAUGGACUGCACUUUCAUUUUGCGUACCGAGCAAAGUUCCUUCUGGAGUUCCUAGAAGACUCUUUAGUCCUCUUCCUUGGGAUUCUGCAUCAUUACACCAUUGGACUGUAAUCCAGGAUAUGGGGACAGUUCCUGUGGCAUACAUCUUUGCUGCAAUUAUUCCUGGUGUGAUGAUAGCAGGACUCUACUUUUUCGACCACAGUGUGGCGUCGCAGCUAGCACAACAAAAGGAAUUCAAUCUUAAGAAACCGUCUGCUUAUCAUUAUGAUAUCUUGCUGCUGGGAUUCAUGACUUUGAUUUGUGGAUUACUCGGGCUUCCUCCUUCCAAUGGAGUCUUACCUCAGUCUCCAAUGCACACAAAGAGCCUUGCUGUUCUCAAAAGACAGUUGAUUAGGAGGAAGAUGGUGGAGAGUGCUAAAGAAAGCAUCAAGCAGAAAGCUAGCAACUCCGAAAUAUAUGGCAAGAUGCAAGCUGUUUUUAUAGAGAUGGAUAUAAGUCCUGUUCCUACAGUAACUAAAGAGCUACAAGACUUAAAGGAGGCAGUCAUGAACAAGGAAGAAAAUACAAAGGAUGCAUUUGAUCCUGAGAAGCAUAUUGAUGCCAAUUUGCCUGUCAGAGUGAAUGAACAAAGAGUAAGCAAUUUGUUGCAGUCAUUACUGGUGGCCGCAUCGGUGUUUGCUAUUCCUGUAAUAAAGAAGAUACCUUCAUCAGUCCUGUGGGGUUAUUUUGGUUACAUGGCCAUUGACAGUCUCCCUGGAAACCAGUUCUGGGAAAGAAUCCUACUUCUUUUCAUCAUGCCCGCGAGGCGCUACAAGGUGUUGGAGGGGGUUCAUGCUUCUUUUGUGGAGUCAGUUCCUUUCAAAUUUAUCGCUACCUUUACAAUCUUCCAAUUGGUGUAUUUUCUGGUAUGUUUUGGUGUGACAUGGAUUCCAAUCGCCGGAAUUCUGUUCCCACUUCUAUUCUUCGUUCUCAUCGGCAUAAGGCAGUACGUUCUUCCCAAGGUGUUCAGCCAGCAUCAUCUUAGAGAAUUGGAUGCAGCCGAAUAUGAAGAAAUCACCGGCACUCCACGACUAUCUCUAAGCCUCUCUUUCAGAGAAAAAGAAGCAAGUGGUUCAGGAAAUGAGGAGGGUAAAGUUGUAGUGAGCAAUGCGGAGAUGUUAGAUGAGCUAACUACUAGCAGAGGAGAGCUUAAAGUUAGAAAUGUGAGCUUCCAGGAGGAAACUCGCGGUCAGAUAUAUCCUGAAGAUAUUGUGGAAGAAGAGUGAGUUCAAGGAUGACCAAGGAUAAAUUAUUUGUCGUAAUCGUCGCUUGUACAUUCUGCUAAAACUACAGAUUCCAUGUAAUUGUAGCAGAAAAGAAAGGGAAAUUGAGAUGUUCAUCCAUGAGAAAAGCAAGAAUAGAGAAAACUGAAAAUUCUUACCUAAUCUGGGUGUUUUACGUUAGAUCAUCGGAUUAAUGAUCGGAUGAUAAUGUAAUGCCUUAAGGGUGUUUGAGAUAUCAAUCAAUAUCAUCAUCAUAAACAACUCUCUCAUAUUUCAUGUUGAUGGAUUAAAAGUAAACUUGAUCAAUGUGUUUCUAUUAGAAAGAAAAACAGCUAGUGUUGGUGAAGCUGCAGCAAGCCAUUAAUGCUAUUUUUACAGCAAUUUAAUUAAAUAUUUGUAAGAGUUUGAUUUAUUUUUAUUCA